Rubroshorea leprosula is the source of this 1318-nucleotide messenger RNA. Lineage: Eukaryota; Viridiplantae; Streptophyta; Magnoliopsida; Malvales; Dipterocarpaceae. The record is from the annotation of a GenBank genome assembly.
AAAAUUUUCUUUUAAUUAUCUGGAUUUUUGGGGGAAACGUUGCUACUAAGCCGCGGUUUCACAAAAUGUGGGUUGGACUAUUGGAGUAUCGUGGAGGACCAUACGGUGACGUCGGAAACCAAGAUUUUUGGGUCUCAGUAUCAGCACAUCACAGCACAUUCGUUUACGGAAAUAUUGCUCAGACCCAGCCCAACAUCUAUACCCUUUUACUUUCUUCGUCUCUAGUACCGUUGUUGCUAAGAAAAGAACACUCACCGGAGAGGCGGAGAUUCAUGGCGGUGGCACGGCUGAUACGACCUCUGAGGCAAUGGCCGCAAGUGCAGAACCGUUACCGCUCUCUCACAGUGCUCGAUCGCCUCCUAUUCUCAUCCUCACUGGUGACGGUAGCUACUAUAGUCACCUUGCAUUCUUUCUCUUUCGCGACGGAUACUUCCUCUCGCCGGAGCGUCUGUCACCGGUCGCGCGGACUCAGAUUGCCUAAUUCUCCUACGCUGCCUAAUCUCCAAAAGGAAGAUGGCGAGACUGGUGAUUCGGAUACCGAUGGGAAGACAAGCCGCAACCAGAAGAAGCGCGAAGUGGCGGCUCUCGGACAAGAAGUAUUUGAGGCUUUAACGUUAGUGAAGAGACUCGGACCGAAUGUUCGAGAAGGAAAGCGUACGCAGUUCAAUUAUAUUGGGAAACUGCUGCGAGAAGUAGAACCUGAAUUAAUGGAUACUUUGAUUCAAGCUGCGAAUGUUGGUGAUCAGAUAACACUGCAGCACCUAGCUAGUUUGCAGCCGCAAAUCAUGGAAGAUGAGGAUGAUGAUGAGGAAUCCGAAAGUGAGGAUGAAGAUGAGGUAUCACAAGCUCACACCAAUAUUGCAAGUAGAUGGUUUGAUGGCUUGAUCACCUCUCUGCUCCGGAAAAGGAAGAAAGAGUACUUAGAUAUUGGAAAGAGUUAAGACUUGUGCAUAUGAAUUCAUCUAAGCAUUUUAGGCUUGACUCAUUUUAUUAGAAUCCCAACUUAUGUUUCUCAUCUAAAUUUGUCCCAAUUCAAGUACAUGCAUAAUCAUAUUGUGUUUUGAUCUUCUAUUUAUUUCUUUCACUCCUGAACUUAACAGGAACUACGCAAACUUGUACGUAGAGUACACUCGAUGAAAGACAAAAGACAAGGUGUUACUGAGGAAAAUGAUGGGGCGAAAAUAGAUGCAGAAAUAAUGGGUGCCGAGAAGUCCCUCACCCGUUUCCUUGGAGACAUUGCUAGGCAAUUACCAAAUGAAUAACAUCUGAUUACUUGUAACAUUGUCAUUCUCCUGUGCAAUAAGGUAAUAUUGUUGAU